GAAUUUCGAGUCAUGGAGUAGCGCCCAAGGUUUGCCAAUCAAAUUCCCCCACCGAUUAUAAACGCCACACCUUUCUAUAAAAUCACUCCAAACCUUCCAAUCAAAAACCCUAAGUUUCAAAUUCUUAAUUCCCAAAAAUGUCGAAGGAAAUGGAAACGGUGAAGGGUUUGGACAUCAAUAGGUACAUGGGGAGAUGGUACGAAAUAGCGUCGUUCCCGUCGCGUUUCCAGCCGAGUGAUGGAAAGGACACGAGGGCGACCUACACCCUCCAACCCGACGGCGCCACCGUCACUGUCCUGAACGAGACGUGGAGCGGCGGAAAGAGGAGUUACAUCGAGGGGACAGCUUACAAGGCUAACCCUAGCAGCGAUGAAGCCAAGCUCAAAGUGAAAUUCUAUCUUCCCCCAUUUUUGCCCAUAAUUCCAAUCGUCGGAGACUACUGGGUUCUCUACAUCGACGACGAUUAUCAAUACGCAGUCAUUGGGCAGCCCUCGAGGAAGUAUCUAUGGAUUCUGUCGAGGAAGUCUCAUAUAGAGGAUGAGAUUUACAACCAGCUUGUGGGUAAGGCUGAAGAAAAUGGGUAUGACGUGAGCAAAUUGCGCAAGACGCCGCAGUCGGAGACGCCGCCGGACGGCGACAGUGCGCCGGCGGACACCAAGGGAAUCUGGUGGAUCAAAUCCAUAUUCGGAAAAUAGGUAGCAACUUUGUUGUGAUAUGAAUCAGUCAGUACAUAGUUAGUUAUAUGAACUUAAUUUAUGCUCUUGAAUGUGGAUCUUCUGUUUGGUAUUUGGUUGUUUUAUGGAGUUCUUGUUGAUGGUAUCAAAGUUUUUACACUUAUGGAUUGUGGGUUGAUGCUGUUCUUACUUGUUAUACAAAUAUAUAUACACGUGUUCUUCAAUGAUCUGUACAGUGUUUUGCUUCCAAAUUGAAAUGGAGUUGAGCUUUCUUUUGCCAUUUUUA
Molecule: messenger RNA, 960 nt
Organism: Andrographis paniculata
Lineage: Eukaryota; Viridiplantae; Streptophyta; Magnoliopsida; Lamiales; Acanthaceae
Product: temperature-induced lipocalin-1
Exons: 2
Coding region: 138-695 (185 amino acids)
Source: RefSeq, a predicted model, not a curated record